CGUUACAAGUUAAAAAAAAGUUUCAGUGGGAUAUUGUGUAUUCAGUUGAUUGUAUACAAAGAUAUAUUAUUACAAUACAUGUUCGUAUGCAUUUGCUUUCCAGGACUAUCUACAUAAUAUGGUUCUUAGUUUUUAGGAGUUCAAGAAAUUUGCUACUUCAUCAAAAGUGUUUUUUUGGGAUCCGAUGCGGACACAGAUCAGAUUUAGAUGUGUCACAUAAUGCAUGUUAUUCUAGUUUAUGUGUUGUUUUCAGCAUUCCUAUAGAUUAUUCUAACCAACAGUUAACACAUUAUUAGCAGCAUACAGUUACUUAGCUUUUAUUUUCAGAUAUACUAGAUCAUAUGCACUGUCCUUGUGGAAGUAAAAGUUAAUAUUCAAACUGUUUCCUCUAUUUCUUCAAGUAAUGAUGUUGCAAAAGUUCUAUUUCAAUUUACUCUAAAUUAGAACUUCAAAAUAGUUUUAACUAUAUCAGUUGGCCAUCUGAUAAUCACCACCUCCUGUUAGCAUGUGUACAAGAUGAAGCUCUGUGAAAGAGUGAGAAGUUAAUCAUGUAAUUUACUAUAUUGGUUAUUUCAAGUAUGCUAAUGCAGAGUUGAGUGUAUACGUUGUGUGAGAAUAUUUAAACCAACUUUUUGGCACUCUAAAAGAAAUGGUUAUGGUGAUACAGCAACCACUACCUUUACCAUAAUAAUCAGGUUUUGAGACCUGUGACUUAGUGCCAAAAUAGUUCCUUGCUUCCGGUAUGAUUGCACGGAAGCAGAUGAGCCGCACAAUCACUUGUUGAGUGCCUCUGCUGGAAAUUGUGGAUACCUUACCAUACGACAAAACUGUUGAUUUUCUGAGGUUUCUCAUAGAACUCUACCAACUCACGGAUAUCAAGAAACUUGAAAAGCAAAGAGGCAUAGAGAAAGCCUUGCUUUGAAGUGUUUAACGUGGAUUAAACCCUAAAACUUUGACGUCCUCAUUUUUUAAAGAUAUAAAAAGGGAGAUUUCGCACACCGUUCAGAACAAUGGCUUCGUUUGGAUCUCUUAAGCAGGCUAUCUUUGAUAGACAAACAAGAAAACAGCAAUACCAAGAUCACAUACGAGGCCUGAAUGCUUAUGAUCGCCACAAGAAAUUCCUCAAUGAUUAUGUUAGAUUUUAUGGAAGAGAGAGAUCCACACAAGAAAAGUUACCUGUUAAAACAGAUCAGGAUACUCUUAAAGAGGGAUACCGAUUCAUACGAACUGAGGAAGAUGAUAUGAAUCCAUCAUGGGAGCAAAGGCUGGUGAAGCGCUACUAUGACAAGCUUUUCAAAGAAUAUUGUAUAGCUGAUAUGACACACUAUAAGAGUGGCAAGAUUGGUCUGAGAUGGAGGACUGAAAAGGAAGUGACAUCUGGGAAAGGGCAUUUUGUCUGUGGUAACAAACACUGCAAUGAGAGAGACGGUCUAGCAAGCUACGAGGUGAAUUUUUCAUAUGUUGAAGCAGAAGAAAACAAACAAGCCCUGGUGAAAUUGGUAGCCUGUGAGAGAUGUGCAGAAAAGCUUCUUUACAAAAAGAGGAAAGAGAAGGAUCAAUCUAGAGAGGACCUGAAAGAUAAGCAUCGAAGGAGAAGGGGAAGAUCUGCGAGUGAUGAUGAACAUAAGGAUGAUUAUUACGAACGAAGGAGAAGGGGAAGAUCUGUGAGUGAUGAUGAAAAUAAGGAUGAUAAUUACAAACGAAGGAAGAGGGAAAGAUCUGUAAGUGAUGAUGAUACUAAAGGUGAUAAUUACAAACGAAGAAAAGGAAGGAGUAGAGGGUCAAAGGCUCCAACUUCAUCUGAUAAUCAAGAUAAUGAGAAUAUGGAUGAGUAUCUGGAGGGAAUGUUUCCUUGAGACAGGAGGCUACUGAUGUUUUUGUAGAGAUUUUGAAGUCUUCAUUAAAUUUGUUUAGAUUGCAACUAGGUAUUUUUGUCUGGACAACGGAGAGGAAAAUUGGUAGGAAAAGCACAAGUAAUUUCGUAUUUUUGAAAGGCUAGACUGGUUAAGAAAUACACGAAGGAACCUGGAAACGCUGGAAGUGGGGAGCUCAAGUAUUCUAUUGAGUCGUCUCUUCCAUGUAAAAGCAAGAAGUGUAGCAAGUGAUGUUUCUACUUAGUUUUCAACAGUUUUUGUUAAUGAGUAGCUCCUCGGAAUGUAAAUAUAUGAUCCAUGUACACUUAUGUUGGUUAUGCAGUUCACUUCUUUGACUAAAUGGAUGCUUCAUCUCCAAUAUUGUAGAUCAA
Messenger RNA from Solanum lycopersicum (tomato), 2245 nucleotides. Lineage: Eukaryota; Viridiplantae; Streptophyta; Magnoliopsida; Solanales; Solanaceae. The record is from RefSeq and is a predicted model, not a curated record.